GUGCAGCGACACGAGUAGGCCCUGAGAUCUCCGCUCCUCACACCGAAGUGUUUAGUGUAGUGUUGGAGGUGUUCGGAGGGGGCUGUUUUUUCUUAACGUUUCACUUUUAUCUUGUUUUCCCACCGUGUGUAUGCCGUGUAAAUGCAAGCGGAUUCGGAACUGAUAUCUGGGCGUGCCAAGACAGUUGAGAUUCAAAUGAUGAAGCGCCGCUCGUUAGCCGGAAACUGUGGAGUGGGAGUGUUCGUGAUAGCCCUGGUGACGGUGCUAGUGGCUUUUGCGACCCCGAGCUGGCUGGUCAGCGACUAUCGGAUCACCGGAGCCAAGCUGGAUCGGUUGGGCCUGUGGACGCACUGCUUCCGCUCGCUGCCCGACGUGAACGAUGACUACCAGAGGAGAUUCUUCGUCGGGUGCCGAUGGGUGUACGAUCCGUUUACGACCGGGUACGACGAGAUCCGGGGAUUCUUGAUUCCACCGUUCAUGAUUGCUACCCAAUUCUUCUUCACGCUCUGUACGAUCGGGGUCAUACUGUCCAUGAUAAUGGUUCUGUUCUUCUUCCUCUGCGCCGGGCCGGAUCAGAAAUUCUUCCUCAAGUUAAUUCGGACCAUGGGUUUCCUCACGCUUGCGUCGGGGAUUUUUGGCGGAAUCGGCGUUAUCGUGUUUGCCAUCUUCGGCAACAAGGACAAAUGGAUGCCGGAGCACGCCAACAAUUGGUUCGGUUGGUCGUUCAUCCUGGCCUGCAUCGGAGCCAUCGCUUGCGGAGUGGCGUCGUCGCUGUUCCUCACCGAAGCCCACGUGCAAACUCGAAGGCGACGACAGCUGAAGGAAUCGCAAACCCGAUUCCAGAUCGACAGCGAAUCCAAGGCUUAGACGUAGACUAAAGUGUGCUCAUUCGAAGGAAAGAAAAAAAAACCAACGAAAUCGAAACGCACAUCAGUUGUUGGAAGGAAGCAAAAAUCAAACAGUACAAUCUCGAGAAUAUGCCUUUUUUUACGACGUUUGAAAAGUCUUUUAACUGAAUAAUCUGUAAAUACGAAUCGUAAAUUUACUUUUACAAUUGAGCUGUAGUGUCUGCACAUCAGAAUCAGCUAUUUUUAAAGUAAUUUUGAUCGUACUUGUUCGAAACACGAAUCCGUCCGUAAGAAGAAUCUCUAUGUUUACAAUCUAUGUUGCGUCAAUUUUUACAUGUUGCGCGUUAUUUUACCUUUGAAUGUAGAUAACUUUAAUAAAAAAAAUAGAAAACAUUCCACCAACACACAAGCUGCAAUCAUAAAUCGUCGUUCAUUCAAAGCAACCUAGUAGAUUUAUCGAAAUAUAGAAUGCCAAAUUAAUGUGUCGACACAGUGACGAAGAACAAUCGGCAACAAUCGAUUUACCCUCACCCUAUCAUUUCCCGCCAUCUCAACUGACGAUCGCAGGUGUUUGGGUUUACUUAAAAGCGCGCGAAUUUUUAAGUUUUUCGUUUCUUAAAACUUUAUAAUUUUCCUGUCCUUUUGUUGUUUAGAUGUCCCACGACAUCGGCAAUUGCUGCCUUGAAUAAGAUAAUAAAUGGUAAAGAUGUAAGCUGAAACGAAAUGACGUUUUAUGCGUUCGAUUCUAAGCAAAACUGUCACGGUGACGAUUGGAUGACUCGUCGAAACGAAAAUGCAAUUGGCUCAUGUUGUCUCCAUUUUACGAACGUAUGUGUCUGCUCUGGCAGGAUGGAAACGUUUUAGAUGUAAGUUAGAUUACUAAGAGAUAGAUUUUCUAUUGUAGAAUAAACAUUCGAAUCAAUAAAUAUUUUU
Messenger RNA from Ochlerotatus camptorhynchus, 1781 nucleotides. It is a transcript of the gene sinu, whose product is annotated as sinuous. Gene Ontology annotation, biological process: regulation of tube size, open tracheal system; septate junction assembly. The transcript is spliced from 4 exons. Gene Ontology annotation, cellular component: membrane; septate junction. The coding region runs from base 142 to 867 and encodes 241 amino acids. The record is from RefSeq and is a predicted model, not a curated record. NCBI's taxonomy places the organism in Eukaryota, Metazoa, Arthropoda, Insecta, Diptera, Culicidae.